This is a messenger RNA of Planococcus citri (citrus mealybug), 1940 nucleotides long. Its product is annotated as ribonuclease Oy-like. The transcript has 5 exons. Gene Ontology annotation, biological process: RNA catabolic process. Gene Ontology annotation, cellular component: extracellular region. The record is from RefSeq and is a predicted model, not a curated record. Bases 788 to 1675 code for a protein of 295 amino acids. Gene Ontology annotation, molecular function: ribonuclease T2 activity; RNA binding. Lineage: Eukaryota; Metazoa; Arthropoda; Insecta; Hemiptera; Pseudococcidae.
GUAAAAUUCGAUUUAUACGAGAAGACUGAUUAUUCUUUACCUAUAAUUUUAUCGAGAUUUUAAUUUUAAUUUGGAGAGUAUUUUUUUUUUUUCGUUUUACAAUGCUGCAAACACUAAACGAAGAUCUUCGUAAUUUAUCAUUUUUAAAUCCGAUUUUAUUAAUUAUUAUAAUCUAGUCAAAAUUUUAAACGCAAUUCUUUUAUUUUUAUCAUAGUUUGGUAUAGUUAAUUACCUAAUUCGUAAGUAUUGAAUGUGUACUGUUAUCAAUUAUCGUUUUUAAUUUCGAACAUCGUGGUUUAUUUAAUUGUUCAAAUUGGAUUUUGAUUUUUUAUAAGAAAGAAUGAAAAAACAUAUCUUAUAUUUAUAGGUAAUUUUGCUAUAUUUUUCUUUUCUGUAACCUUGAUGGAUUUUUCAUUUUAAUAUAAUUGUGUAUAUUUUUGAAUUAUUUUUAAUUUUUUUUUCUCGAAAAAUAUUUUACGAAGACAGACAGUAAAAUUUUUCAUCAUUUUGCUUCCUAAAAUUCGCAGAAUAAGUUUCAUUUUAGUUCGAGAAAAAAACUCCGAAUAUUGAAAGGUCGAAGCUUUAAAACGGAACGCGAACCAGCUGCGAACUUUGCCGAAUACUAACGAAUUCUUUCGACACUGCGUUAUCUCCAAAAAUAUUGAUCCAGGAAAGAAAGUUCCAGUUUUAAAGUUGUUUCAAGGUGUUGUUUUGUAUUUCAUUCUACUAUAUGAAAUUACCUAUUUAACUUCUCGAAUACUUUAUGUUUAGUGUUUUAUAAGCUAAAAUGCCUCAAAACAUCCAUAUUAAUAGAGUACCUCCGGAAGAAGAACCUAAACUGGAAAAUGGUAUUCCGCAACCUAAAGUGACCAACGAUACUAAUCCUCGAAUCUGUUAUAAUCCUAACGAUGUCCAUAUGCAAGUACAAGAACGAAAAACAUCACGUCGUGUCAAAGUAGCUGUGAUUUUUUGCAUCCUCAUCGCAGCAUAUGUGUUACUCAAUAGACGUUCGUGCGAUCGUUAUUUUACGAAGGAGGAUUUAAUCGAUAUGCAUUUUCCUUCGGAUUCGGAAUGGAAUAAGGUGCAUUCGUGGAAUGAUUUAUUAUUCAGUCAGUUUAGGAAUAAGUAUGGCUGGAUGAUUAAUAAUAUUUGGACCGUUGAAAGUACCGAUUCCAAUUCCAAUUCACCUAAGCAGCAUUGCAGAAUACCAUUAAUUUUUCGAAAAGCCGAAUCAAUCGUUUAUCAUAAUUCGAAAAUUAGAAACAGAAUGAUCAGUCGCUGGCCACCGGAUUACAACAAGCAGUACACCUAUGGACACACUUGUGCGACUCAAAUCGAGCCUUUAGACAGCGAAUACAAAUUUUUAAACCAAGGAGCCGAAUGGCACGAUCAUUAUAAUAUUAACGAAACGUUGGGCAAAUGUCACAUAGUCCCGAACGACUCGAAAAUGUACAAUUAUACUCAAGUCCACGAUUGUUUUAUGAAUCGUUUCAACGUCGAGGUCAAAAUUGGAUGCAGAAAUGAAACGAUAUCAACUAGACAUACGUUGUACGAAUUUGGAUUUUGUUUCGAUCAGAGUAUGAAUUUGAAAAAUUGUACCAAUGUGGGUGAUUCGUAUCUAGGAUUUCAGUAUUGUGCAGAAGAAUUCACCUAUCCUGUCACAUCCCCGUUUUAAUAUGGAGAGCCCAUUCAAUACCAUUAAGAAGGCUGAUUAGGUAUAGAUUUUCAUUUUUAAAGCUUUCAAAUUACCAUACGAAUACUGCCGAAUUAUAACGAACGAAUGCGGGGAAUUAAUUCACCGCGGAGUUAUUGUCAAAAUCAAACGACAGUGCAGAAACAUAGAGCUGUGAUACAAAAUUGAAAAAACUCAACACUGAAAUAUUUUCAAAAAAUUAUUUUUUAAAAUACUUACUUACCCUACCUAAAAAAUUCCAAGAUGC